Bipolaris zeicola 26-R-13 is the source of this 648-nucleotide messenger RNA. RefSeq lists its product as uncharacterized. The transcript is spliced from 6 exons. The annotation marks the transcript as partial. The record is from RefSeq and is a predicted model, not a curated record. NCBI's taxonomy places the organism in Eukaryota, Fungi, Ascomycota, Dothideomycetes, Pleosporales, Pleosporaceae.
GGAUUAGUAAUCAUUGUCAUUUAUUCCGACUCAGCGUUAUUCAUCUUUGCGACAGCGAUAGUAGUUAAUGGCUUUGGCAUCAACUCUUCACAGGGCAUCUGUGAAGGAGGCAUCUUGUUAUGUUUAAUAUGUUAUAUGUCCACGAAGGUCAUGAUAUACUACUUCCUAGUUGAGAAAGCUUAUAUCGUCCGAGGGGGUAUGAAGCCUCGCAUCCAGACUAAGCUAUGGCUUUUCAAUUGUCUAUUUAUGCUGUUACCGUACAUCAUUCUUGUCAUUAUGAACUUUAUCUUCCGAAUCAAUUACAUCAAUAAUAAAGGUGUAUGCAUUAUUGGCAUGCGAAAGAUUUCUAUGCUACCCUUGAUUAUCUUCGAAGUUAUUGUCAACAUUUACCUCACUGCCCUUUUCAUCAUCCCUCUCCGCGGUCUCCACUCUUAUAAAAAUAAGUUGAAUCCCACACUCCGCCGUAUAGCUAAGCGUUCGUUUAUCGGCUCUAUCACCACCCUCACCAUUUCCGUCGUCAAUUUAACCGCUAUCGCGGUAUUAAGAGGUGAACCGGGUUGGGUCUGUCUUAUGUGUUGCAAUAUCGACAUUUUAUGUUGCACGUUGGUCCUACACUGGGUUACAUCACAAGGCAGCGUUGCAUCGUCG